AUGUUCAGUGCCAAGAAUAUACAGGCCAGAAAGGCCUUCGGCCUUCGGCCUCGUUCCUCUACGUCAAUUGCUGGCCGUCAAACCGGUCGUCUUUCCCUGCAGCAAUACGCACAUCGAUCUAACCAAAUCUCCCACCCAAGCCCAUCUAGCCAACGAAGCAGCAGCGAACAGCUUUUUAGACCUCCUGCUAAUCUUAAUUACCUCUUUGACGCUGACAGCAACGAAAAUGACUCUAAUGGUAGCGCUAGCUCUGAAGAAGACGAAGACGACGAUGAUGCUGAAGGCCAGGAUACAAAAGAACCCCCUGAAAUUGUGGACUUGACCGGGAAUAGCCUGGAAACUGCUACUCCUUUAGAAAUUAACGAUCUAAGCUCCAUUAAAAGCACGAAUCCACUGAAUCUAGAGCCAACAAAGGUGGGACGGCUGUCCCAAUCAUCUCAACGUUCUACCAGCUCUAACCAAACACGUAUGAGCGAUGAUGAAGCUGAAUCGUGGUUACAGCUACGCCUUGCCGAAGAAGCAGCUAAAAAGAAGCGGACAAUAUUCGCACCCCUUCCACCGCCUAGUUCUCAACAACCACCACACCCACCAUCUCCAACCCCUAUCAGACCUACGGAUGCGGCAUGGAGAUCCCAAAGCCUUCGCCGCAAGCCAGUCGUAUGGGCGCCUCAAAGCUUUUUACCUGUGGACCGAAAGCAUGCAGCCUAUCUGGAGAGACUAGAUGCUAUAGAAGCAGCUUUCAAAAGGCUUGAACAAAUUGGCCUGAUGAAUGAACGGUCUAGUAUUGAGAAGAUGGAGUUUGAGAACGUUAAGGCGAAAUUUGAUGCAAAGAUACCCCUGACUAGCAUAGAGAAGAGAAGGCUGCAAGAUAUCCAGCGGAAUAUCGAGCGCAGGGAGUAUAGCUGGUCUGUUAAUAAAAUGGCUCUGGAAAGGAAUGUUGUGAAGAAGAGGGAUAAUUCGGCUAUUAAUACAUCGGCAGAAGCCAAUGUUAGUGAGGCGAGCAUAUCUCCCAGGAACCCCGAUGAACCCAAAGCGUCAUCAUCAAGGAGAAAACGUCCAACUAGCCAUGCAGCUAAGCAACCAGAACCGAUACAGGAAGAUGACCAACCUGGUAUGGAAGUCGAAACAACAGAUGGCGAAGAAGACGAUGAGGAUCCCGAUGAGGCUCAGGAGGAUGACGCACCGGAACCCGUCUGGAUCUACCAUGUUUUCCGCACUGAAAUCGACGCAGCAAAUCCAAACCCAACGCCCGUCUAUAUAUCGUCACAUCUGAGCAGACUUCGUGCAGAGAGCAAGAUGCGAGACCAAAUAUCAACCAGCUACGGCAAUUUGAAGGAACGCACCCGCAUGGAAUUCCGCGUAACGUUCGAAGAAGACUUUACUGAACAAGUAGUCGAGUUUGCAUCUGGUCGCACGGUAAUAGUGCGAGUUGAACGUGAAAUCCACGAAGAACCAGUAAAACGCAAGAAAAGGAUUAAACUGCAGCUCAUACCUACCAAAAUAUACACCAUAAUUGAGCAAAUCAGCGCCACCCCCGUUGGCGAUACCACCAGUGAGCACACUGCCCCAGCUGGGGCACAGAGCACAAAAUAUACUGAGAUGCCUGAAUGUUUUAUACUCCGCAAAGACGCCAACGCCCAGGCCAAUCGGCUCAUGCUCGCUCAUCUUACCGGCCAUCUAGAUGAGGCUGAACGGUUCAACUUGGACGUGACGGGAGACAUUGACAUGCAGGCUAGGCUGUACCUGCAUGAACUAGACGAGGGGGAGAGGCUAUACGAUAAGAAACAUGUCCUUCCUGAGGUGGAAGAUGGGAUGAGAAAGGAGGUAUCUAUCCGUGUCUUGGAACAUCUUGUUCGAGGACCGAGGAACUAG
Messenger RNA from Trichophyton rubrum CBS 118892, 1872 nucleotides. RefSeq lists its product as uncharacterized. The transcript has a single exon. NCBI's taxonomy places the organism in Eukaryota, Fungi, Ascomycota, Eurotiomycetes, Onygenales, Arthrodermataceae. The coding region runs from base 1 to 1872 and encodes 623 amino acids. The record is from RefSeq and is a predicted model, not a curated record.